Lachancea nothofagi CBS 11611 is the source of this 1647-nucleotide messenger RNA. NCBI's taxonomy places the organism in Eukaryota, Fungi, Ascomycota, Saccharomycetes, Saccharomycetales, Saccharomycetaceae. The record is from the annotation of a GenBank genome assembly.
AUGUUUCGCUGGCCCUGCGUGACAGCUAAAAGAAGCUAUCAAAAAGUUGGGUUUGUUCAACCUAAUCGUGUAAACAAAGAUCUGAUUUUGUCCGUUCUCAAAUCGACGGCUACGAAGAGGGAAGCUCAGAAUUAUCUGAAAAAAUAUGGCGACGAAUCAGUGCGCAAUCACUGUUUGCUAACGAUCCGUGACUUGCUUUCACAAAAGCCUAAGAAAUUAUCUCGGUUUGCCGUGACUGUGAAACAAUUGCAAAUGCUGGGCGUCAAACCGAUGUUUGUUUUACACCCGCAGCAAGAUGUAGAGACCCAAUCGGAGGUGCUCGACAAAUGUCUAAGACAAAGCGGCCUCCAGACCAUUUUUAUUUCUGAAGCUUUAACGCGUGCAGCUGACGGAUCCUUUAAGUCACCGGUAAAAUAUGACUCGCUCCAAGAUCUGAUACCAAUAAUAAAACCGCGUAUUUUUGAUGAGAACAGAUGCGUGUUAACACACGUCACAGACUUACCAGCGAUGAUGGAAACCCUUGUCGCGCAAUUAGACUGCCGAAUUGAUAAGGUAGUUGUCUUAAACGAAUUUGGUGGCAUCACGUCUGGCGAAAGACACGACAAUGCUCAUGUAUUUAUAAACUUGUCACAAGAAUUCAACAAACUCACCCAAUCUUUGGUAAAGGAUCUGAAAAAAUUGGAAACAGCCAUGGGCGAGGAAUGCUCCUCCCAAAAAUUGACUACCAUUUCCUCCCCAGCUAAAAUACAGAGAAUCAUAACAGAACGGCAGUCACACCUCGAAGACCUACAGAUUAUGAACCGCGUGCUAUCAAGGCUUCCACCAUCUGCAACCGGACUUAUCACAGACCUCGAUGCUGCAUCAAAUUUGACCAAAAACAAUCCACUUCUAUACAAUGUGUUGACUGAUCGUUCCUUGAUCUCCUCCUCGCUCCCCAGAUUCAAAAAGGAUUCACUUCCUAGAUCUUCAUGGUACGAAUUGCCGGCUUGCGAUGAACCAGUGGGCAAUUCAAAGGAUGCAGCCUUGAUGACAACGGUGGUUAAGAGGGGGGUUAACAUUAAGGUUUUUGAUUAUAAGACACUUACGCGAACCAACUCAAUCGGGUUUCCGGGUGCAGAAAACGAGAUUGAUACCGCAAGCACCUCGACGAAAGUGGAUCUCAAGAAACUUAAGCACAUAAUCGAUGAAAGUUUUGGACGAACACUCAAUCUAAAGCAUUACUUAGAUCGAAUCAACGGUAGAAUAGCAUCCAUUAUAAUCAUUGGCGACUACGAAGGCUUAGCCAUUCUCACUUACGAGGGCCCAGAAAAGGAAAGCUUUCCAUACCUCGAUAAAUUUGCGGUAAUGCCACAUUUGAAGGGAUCUCUCGGAAUCUCAGAUAUUAUUUUCAACUUAAUGUUUCAAAAAUACCCCGAUGAGCUUGUAUGGAGGAGCAGGAAGGAUAACGUGGUAAACAAAUGGUACUUUCAAAGAAGCAUUGGUGUAUUAGACCUUGCAAUGGAUUUAGGAGACAAAGAUAUCAAACCCAGCAUCUUCAAACUCUUUUUUCAUGGGAAUAAUGACGAACAAAAUCUAUUUGGCGAUGAAGACAGAUUGAAAACCUACUCUAAGUAUGUAAGGGACAUACAACCAAGCUGGAAUGCCUAG